Messenger RNA from Branchiostoma belcheri (Belcher's lancelet), 1458 nucleotides. Its product is annotated as retinol dehydrogenase 16-like. NCBI's taxonomy places the organism in Eukaryota, Metazoa, Chordata, Leptocardii, Amphioxiformes, Branchiostomatidae. The coding region runs from base 1 to 993 and encodes 330 amino acids. The transcript is spliced from 6 exons. The record is from RefSeq and is a predicted model, not a curated record. Gene Ontology annotation, molecular function: oxidoreductase activity.
AUGGAGGUCUUGACGUUACUUGAGAUCACGGCUGUUCUGUGGGUGACGUAUUUGGCGGUGACUUGGUGGUUGGAGAGAGGCCGUCUGUCACAGCUGACCGACAAGACCGUCCUCAUCACGGGGUGUGACACCGGCUUCGGGAACCUCCUGGCCCGGCGGCUGGACCAGCUCGGCCUGCGGGUGUUCGCGGGCUGUCUGACCGAGGCCGGCGUGGCGGAGUUACGGCAGGACUGCUCCGAACGGCUGCAGCCGAUCCAGAUGGACGUCACCAAAACGGACAGCGUGCAGGAUGCCUUCAGAUUGGUGAAGCAAGCUGUGGGGAGUAAAGGUCUGUGGGGGCUGGUGAAUAAUGCAGGUAUUCUCGGUCUUGCAGCAUCACCAGUGGAAUGGGCAACCCUGGACGAUUAUCAGGCCGUCCUGAACGUGAACUUGCUGGGGAUGAUUGACGUCAUCAAGACAUUUCUCCCGCUCCUCAAGAAGUCACGUGGUCGGAUCGUCAACGUCGCAAGUGGUGCCGGGAGAGUGGCCAUGCCACAUGGCGCGCCUUACUCCGUGUCUAAAUAUGGUGUGGAGGCGUUUUCUGACUCUCUCAGACGAGGUAUGAGAUGCUUUGGCAUCAAAGUCCACAUCAUCGAGCCUGGUUUCUUCCGGACCCCAAUCAACAACCAGGAGAACCUCCUGCGCCGCCUGGACCAGACCUGGCAGCGGCAGAGUCCGGAGACAAAGACUGAGUACGGAGAGGAGUUCUUACAAGCCGCAAAGGACAGUAUAGUGGCUGCAGAUCGUUUCAUGCAAGAUGCAGUUGCCGUUGUGGACGCGAUGGAGCAUGCGCUGUGCGCUACCCACCCCCGGAGCCGUUACGUGGUUGGUUGGGACGUCCGUUUCUUGUUUAUGCCGGUUUCCUGGCUGCCAACAGACCUGGGCGAUCUGGCCUUACGGCUGGUGGCACCGGAAAUGACGCCUACACCGGCCUCCUGUAAGGCUGGACAGUAGUGUGCAAAAGGAGACAUGUAACUUUGCCUACUACCCAGAACGUACUAGUGAUUAGUCUUGAAGUACAUACAGUUAGAACUGGAUAGAGCUCAAGUUGAAGUUAGUUUACAUUGUUAAAAUGUAUAUCUAUUGUACCAAAUAAGAGUCAGGGGUUGUGGUACAUGAAAAUAUCAAUAAAUAUCUAUCAAUAAAGUUUAGAUUACAUUGAGAGGGUGUCGGCGAGAAGGUCAGCGCACUACACUAGCUGACAGAAUUGAAAUGUGUUUAUAGACUCAUCUUUUGAAUUGAGGUGCUAAAAAGUGUCUUUAUUUUGUCGUAUUUAAAGGAUCCAGUUUGACGUAUAUAUGCGUUUUUUUAAGGUAGUUUGCGUCUUUAAGGUUUUCUUUGUCAAUUUUUAUACACUGAUAAACAGUCUAUAUGGAGCAUUCCAAAUUGCCAGACAUUGAAUAGAAACAACUGAAUACA